UUCAAACGUUAAUAACAACAAAAAUGGCGGACGCGGCGGGAAGAAUGCAACAAGUUUUGGAAUUAUUAUCGAAAUUCUCACUUAAUUCCUUGGACAGUGAUUGGACAAAGAGUGUAAUUGAUGCGGACUUCACAGAGGUGGGGGAUCUACCAUCAAACUUUGAGGACCACCAUUUCAGUACAAACUUGAGUGGGUUAUUUAGUGCAGUGAACAAUUCUUUUCGUCAUUGGGUUGACCUACUGCCUAAUUUGACGGACGAUAAUCACAAGAUGUCAACCUCCACUUUGGCAGCUGAGGAUGAUGACGACAGUUUACACACUAGGUUUUGGACAGAGUUGUCUGAUGACUUGAAGAAAUUGAUGACGUUACUGUUUUACUAUUGCUACAGAGGACAAAGAUACGACGCCAGGGAGGCAGAGCGGGAGUUUGGAAUUCAGGCUGCCAGCCUUUAUUUCCUGGUGCUGUGUGUUCCCGGCAGCAAUGCCUUCAGGGUCUUCCAUCCUGUCAUGUAUCGAAAGUGUAUGGAAACGAUGCGUCUUGCCACCAAAUUGCAGGUUGGUGCUGCUAACCCAAAGAAAGGCCGUCACAGCACUGCAGUCCGGGCCAGUCAGCGCAGACACCAGGAAGACCAGAUGAACACAGAGGCAGAGGAGGAGGAGGAGAGUGAGCUAACAAUGCUAACCCCAAGUGAAGCAACCAAACUUGUACGCUCCCUCAACAUCCUCCUUCAUGAUUUCCUGCGACUGACAUUGAGGUUCUCUCUAAAACAUUCUCCAGACUCUCUUGAUGAGACCAUCAGUAUUCUGAUGGAGGUCUCCUGUUCUGAGACCAACAAUGCCUCUGGGAUAUUUGUAGAGCGUCAUGGUCCUGCUACUACCACGGCCCUUGCUUACAAUUCAUAUUGUUCUCUGCAAUCGCUUUGUUGCAAUAUACAUGGCCAGAGAAAGAAGAUAGUUAUGCUUAUCAUGAAGCACAUCCUUCAUAACAUCCUCAUGGUUCCUCGUGGCCUCUCGGAUCUCUCUGGGCGCUCCCUUAAUGUCAUUCGAGAACACUCGCAGAUCUUUGUUAAGUAUAUUCUGAUGCAGGUUAAGGAGGAAGCCUAUGAUGGGGUCUACAUCCUCAUCCAGCACCUAUGCCUCCAGGUGCCCGACAAGGCUGAAUUCCGGCAGAAGGCAGCCCAGUCAGUGGUGGAGAUUUUGCGUUUCCUACCAACCCAUCUAUAUGUGCGCCUCAUCAAGUGGUUCUUCAAGUUUUCCCACAAUGAGAAGGCAGGACACCGGCUCUUCAUGCUUGAGGUCAUAUCCAAAAUGCUUGGUGAGGUGGAACGAAGUGCAGAAGGAUCCCAAGAGAAGCCAGAGGAAGUUGUGCGACCUAGAAGGCCCUCAUCUAACACAGAAUAUCAGGAAAAUGAGAACUCAGAUGACGAACAAGUGGAAGGGGAAAAUAGUUUCUGUGCCGUUGCUGUUGACCACCCUGUGGAGAUACCUCAUGACCGCAAACUGCUGUCUCACAAAUUCUUGUUGAGUAUAAUAUUUUCACGUUGCCGUGAUAGUGCUGCCUCUGUGCGCUCCAAGGCACUUACACUUCUUGCUGAGUGCACUCUGUCCACCAAUCGCACUAUUAUGCUGGCCAUGCAGCAAAUAUUUGUCAACAAUAAACCACGUAUGUUCACCACACCUCACAUUUCUAGUAAUAACAUUAACUGUGAGUCACCAGUUCAAGAGAACGAGGAAGUUGAGGAGGAGGAACUGGAAUUUCCAAAUGCAUCAUUGGUGGUGUCAAUGCUGCAUCGUCGUGCUCUUGAUGACAAAGUGACUGUGCGCAAGUCAGCACUUCAAGUACUUGAAAAUCUCAUGAAACUCCACAAUGAUAUGCUCACCCAUCAAAAUUUUGCGGUGUUGGCAGAGCAUUGUCGAGAUCCUGCACUACUGAUAAGGAAGCAGAUGGUGGUGUCCCUCACUUCAUUGUUGGAACAUUAUCCAGAGCAUGAUGGCAUAACCACCACAUGGAUUAAAGCUGUGCUGCCCCUCAUCCUUGAUCCAGAAGUCAAAGUUCAAGAGCGAGUCAUAGAGGUCAGAUAUUAAUUUGUUCUAAGUAUG
Molecule: messenger RNA, 2099 nt
Organism: Portunus trituberculatus (swimming crab)
Lineage: Eukaryota; Metazoa; Arthropoda; Malacostraca; Decapoda; Portunidae
Product: condensin-2 complex subunit D3-like
Exons: 3
Coding region: 24-2084 (686 amino acids)
Biological process (GO): mitotic chromosome condensation; meiotic chromosome condensation
Cellular component (GO): condensed chromosome, centromeric region
Molecular function (GO): histone binding
Source: RefSeq, a predicted model, not a curated record